Parnassius apollo (apollo) is the source of this 300-nucleotide messenger RNA. Lineage: Eukaryota; Metazoa; Arthropoda; Insecta; Lepidoptera; Papilionidae. The record is from the annotation of a GenBank genome assembly.
AUGAGGAAUAUAACAAUGGAACUAUUGAGAUAUCAGGACAACACAAAACUGAAGAAGAUGAAAGUUAGUGUAGCUGCCCAAACUCUGAGUGCAACCACCAGUGGAAUGCUUAAAUACACUGCAUCGUUCAAAACUACAACCUCGGGUGAAAAUGUCAGUGAGACAAUGGCCACAACAGCUUCCAAACAGUCCGCGUCCCACCAAGGAACUGGUUUUCUCAUAGCAAACACAUUAGGUUUGGAAAUUAUAGGUAUACAGUCUUUCGUUAUUUCUAAAAGUGUGGUGCAGAAGUUUUUAUAA